Messenger RNA from Erythranthe guttata (spotted monkey flower), 357 nucleotides. The record is from RefSeq and is a predicted model, not a curated record. NCBI's taxonomy places the organism in Eukaryota, Viridiplantae, Streptophyta, Magnoliopsida, Lamiales, Phrymaceae.
AUGAAACCCCAAACCGCCGCCGCCGCCGCGCUCGUACUGUUUAUAUUCCUCAGCGCGAACGUGCAGAAAACCGAAUGCCUCGGCACCACCACUACCACCGCCGCGGCGGCGGCGGAAUGGGGAUGCAACUCCACCAGAAUCGGCGACUGCCUAACCGCCGGCGAGGAGUAUCUGAUGGAAUCGGAGACGAGCAGGAGGUUAUUAGCCGGCGGCCAGAGAUUCAUCAGUCCGAGGGCGUUAAAUCCGAAAAGGCCGUUCUGCAGAGGGGAUGUGGCCGGCAGCUGCAUCGGCAGACCGAAUAAGUUCUACGAUAAACGUCCCUGUGGCUACAGCCACCUCUGCCGGACCUCUGCAUGA